Molecule: messenger RNA, 954 nt
Organism: Cutaneotrichosporon cavernicola
Lineage: Eukaryota; Fungi; Basidiomycota; Tremellomycetes; Trichosporonales; Trichosporonaceae
Gene: POR1
Exons: 6
Coding region: 1-954 (317 amino acids)
Biological process (GO): monoatomic anion transmembrane transport
Cellular component (GO): mitochondrial outer membrane
Molecular function (GO): voltage-gated monoatomic anion channel activity
Source: RefSeq, a predicted model, not a curated record
AUGCAUGGGUUAGGGAACAAGACGCACACGCACGAGUUCUUGUUUACUCUUCGCAACCAACCCAUACCAUCCACAAUGCCCCAGCCCGUUCCCCCCUCUUGGAAGGACCUCGGCAAGUCCGCCUCGGACCUGCUCCAGAAGGACUACCCCAUCCACGGCACCUCGCUCGAGGUCAAGACCCUCACCCCUUCCAACGUCGCCUUCAAGGUUGCCGGCACCCGCGACUCGGCCUCCAACUCGAUCACCGGUGACAUUGAAGGCAAGUACACCGACUUCAAGAACGGCUUGACCGUCACCCAGGCUUGGACCACCUCGAACCUCCUCCGCACCCAGGUUGAGCUCGAGAACCAGCUCGCCAACGGCCUCAAGCUCGACCUCAACACCACCCUCAACCCCGCAAAGUCGCAGAAGGCCGCCAUCCUCACUGCCAUCUACAAGCAACCCUCGGUCCACACCCGUGCCGUUGCCGACGUCUUCAAGGGCCCCACCUUCACUGCUGACGCCGUUGUCGGCCACGACGGCUUCCUCGUCGGUGGUGAGGCUUCGUACGACGUCUCGUCCGGCAAGCUUAACCGCUACGCCGCCGCCGUUGGCUACUCGGCCCCCGAGUACGCCGUGACCAUCCACUCGCUCCAGCAGCUCUCGAUCUACAGCGCCUCGUACUACCACAAGGUCUCGAAGGACGUCGAGGCCGGUGCCCGCGCCGUCUACGACACCAAGGCCACCACCGGCGGUGUCUCGAUCGAGGUCGGCACCAAGGCGUACCUUGACAACGCUGCCUUUGUCAAGGCCAAGAUCAACGACGCUGGUCUCCUUGUCCUCGGCUACACCCAGGCUCUCCGCCCUGGCGUCAAGGCCUCGUUCGGCCUUGCCCUCGACACCGCCAAGCUCAACGACACCUCUGCCGGCAACGCCGCCCACAAGGUCGGCGCCUCGUUCACCUUCAACUCGUAA